AUGUCGCUCCAGCCCAUCAAGCUCUAUGGCCACGGCCCCGGCCCCAAUCCCUGGAAGGUCAUUAUGGUCUUCGAGGAACUCAACAUCCCCUACAUCCACACUAUCGUCGACUUUGCCGACAUGAAGAAAGAGCCCUUCGAGUCUAUCAACCCAAAUGGCCGUGUUCCAGCCAUCGAAGACCCAAAUACUGGCAUCACCCUCUGGGAGUCCGGUGCCAUCGUCGAGUACCUGGUCGAGACCUACGACAAGCAGCACACCAUCAGCUUCAAUGCAGGCUCCAAGGACUACUUCCUUGCUAAGCAAUGGCUGCACUUCCAGGUGUCUGGCCAGGGUCCCUACUUCGGCCAGGCGGUUUGGUUUACCCGCUACCACUCGGAGAAGGUCGAGAGUGCGAAGGAGCGCUACGUGAAGGAGAUUCGCCGUGUCUCGAGCGUGCUGGACCGGUUCCUUGCGGACAAGGAGUACCUCGUUGGUGGCCAGUUCAGCUAUGCUGAUCUUGCUUUCAUCCCGUGGUUCCUAAUCACUCCCAUGUUUGACAUCGAACUGGCUACGGAGUUUCCCAAUGUUGAUGCUUGGUUAAACCGCCAGAAGGCCCGUCCCGCUAUUGCGAAGGCCUUGCAUGCUCGGGAUGAGGCGAUGGCGGCGCACUAG
This is a messenger RNA of Penicillium canariense, 651 nucleotides long. RefSeq names its product glutathione S-transferase family protein. The coding region runs from base 1 to 651 and encodes 216 amino acids. The transcript has a single exon. The record is from RefSeq and is a predicted model, not a curated record. NCBI's taxonomy places the organism in Eukaryota, Fungi, Ascomycota, Eurotiomycetes, Eurotiales, Aspergillaceae.